UUGACGGGAGAAAGAGAGAUGAACGCGGAGGAUAUAUACGGAAGAGGUGGAGAAGCAUGAUCGAAUACGGGUCCUCUACGUUCACUAGUAUUUUUGUUCGAGUUCAUUACAACUUCUCGAUGAAAAACGCUCAUAGAUCAGCAGUUCAGAAACAGAAAAAAUCAAUAAGAUCAUAAUAAAAUGUUGGACCGUGGUCUCUUGCUCCUCGGUUCCUUGACCGGAACGUCUGCCUUGCUCCUACGAGAUGCUCCAAAAAAUUUUACAAGGGUAGAUUUGCCUGAAACACCAGCUGGAAUCGCUACAGACGUCGCGGAUUCGAUGGACGCAGACAAACUCGUCGUCUGCGAAGAUGAUGAUGUACCAGUUAUUGAUAACUAGUAGUAAUCGGGGUAGUUCUGGAAGAUGGAGGUCACUUGUAGUUUUUAUGUCCUUGAGAAGCCUGGCUGUGAAUAUUCCAAGUUAUUUUUGUUAAGAACGAGCUCUUCGCGGUUGAUACAACUACUACUGCCUACCACUACUACUACUGCCUACUACUAUUACCACUACUAGCACUAGUUGCUGCAGAACAGAGAGGUGAAGACAACAGGCGCAGGAGUAAGACUGGCAAGUAAUCGACACGGUGCUGGAUAAGCAAAUUAUGCUCUCGCGGUCGCUCCUGGUGCCACAAAACAAUUUAAUACUUGAGAUGACAGUAGUGCUAGUACGCCGGGAAGGGAAAGAGACCACUCGAUAGUACUACCAGGCAGUAGGUUAGGAAUCAAAUUUGAACCUUAGCACCGCCACGAUGCUGGACUUAACCACAAACAACAGACAUGCGGAGAUCGCAGGACAACUACAGAACCUCUGCCUCAGCACAGUCGGCGUUGAUAUGAAAAUACGUAUGAUCUACGUGUACCGGAACAAUAUGAACAACAAUGACCACCCGAUAUAAAACAUCCUCAUCCACCAGUAUAAAUAUGAUUCAAAGAGGCAAUUAUAUAUCAAUUUCCACGUCGAACCAACAUCACAAAAGGUUCCCUUUCCGACGAAAGUGAUUUUUAGCACUAUUAUGGGAUGCAACAGGCCAGCGCCAGAAACAGAGGAGGAUGCAUUUGCGCUGUGCGACAAAUACAAUGAGGGCGGAUGCGAUAACGAGUAAUGACUAUGACAACUUUUAAAUCUAGGACUAGCUACUUCUACUUCUAGAUAAUCGAAAUGGAAAUCAAAUGGGAAGUGAGAUACAGGCAGCUAAUACUCGACGAAAUUUCAUCAAAUCUUCUAUCCUACAGGGAAAUCGAAUCUAUUGUAGUACAGAUACUCAACAAGAGCCCACUGCCACUGGUUAUUUCGAUUUCAAUUAUCUUGCUUUACAACUACAGGGUCUGCCACGAUAUCUGCCAUGAAAUGUUCAGCUCAAAAGAGCACUAUAAAGGGUGCAAAUGCACAGCAUGGGGCGAAACCAAGAGCUUCAAGGACUAUUCUGGAGGUAACUAUUACAUGAUUGGUUUUUUAGAAGAAGAUUUAGACUUUUCAGAUUUCGAUUCUUGGCAAUUCCAACAAGAACCAAGUGAAGAUUAUCAUCUCAUCUGUCACCCUCUAGAUUCCAUGAUAUUGAUCAUCACCUCCUUCGUUUCGGCUUUCAAGGGCAGCAAGGUCGUGGAGAGAGAUAAAAAGCGAACGGUGGAAGAAGAAGCGGCCAGCCGGAAAAUGGAAAACUAAGCUGAUUGAUACUCGCUUCGCGAUUAAAUGAUCCAACAUUGUACUCCCAACACACCUCCUGCUGCAUCUUCCGUUCCAUCCUUGCACACAUCACGCACAGGUGCUCCUUGCCCACUAAAAGUGCAGCCGCGAUGCUACAUGGGCACGCUCUACCGCAGUGAGUGUGAAGCCUUCCACGCCAACGAGGGUAUCUCCGCAGCCGAUAUGACCGUGGUGCCGAAGGACGCCUGGCCUAAGGGGGACACCACGGCCAUGAAGGAGAGCGACGAGGCAUGCGUGUAGUUGUUGUUGUUGAAAGAGAAAGAGCUUUGUUGUUGUGACAUGCGUGUAGAUGUCGAUGCUUUUCUAGCUUUAGUUGUUGUUGUUGUUAGAUGUCGAUUUAGCUUUAGUUGUUAUUGAAAGAGGAACUUUGCUGUUGUUGUUGUUGUUGAAAGAGAGAGAAAGAGGAACUUUGCUGUUGUUGUUGAAGGAGAAAGAGGAACUGAAUGUCUGGGGAUCUAGAUUUUGAACUUACCACAACACUGAAGAGAGCAUGUCAUACGACCACAUUGAACAGAAAGAAUAUGCUUUCCUUUUUAGCAGAUAACAUUUAACGACUCGCAUUCGACCACAAAAAUCAACGCAUACGCAUCAUCGAGAGCACACACCUGUUCAGAACUUUUGUUUUCUAGGACUCCUGCUUGUUUUUUCCAGUAUUGUAAAGAUUGAUGUUUACACUAUGCAUUAUUGACUCCCGUUUUUCCUGUUUUUUUCCACGUUAAGUACGAGUGUCUCUCAUGUCUCAAAGCAAAACUCCUGCUAAGACUCCUCUGGAAUUUGUGUAAUGACGGUGCAUGAUGUCACGUCGUGGUGCGCUGAUUGAUGUGUUGUCGUCUGGCAUAGAGUGGUGAAUUGCCUGAGACCAAGAAAUCUCUAGAAUUUUGAAAGGUGGCAGUAGAGACAACUAAGAUGUAAG
Amoebophrya sp. A25 is the source of this 2653-nucleotide messenger RNA. Lineage: Eukaryota; Dinophyceae; Syndiniales; Amoebophryaceae. The record is from the annotation of a GenBank genome assembly.